Molecule: messenger RNA, 1035 nt
Organism: Bursaphelenchus okinawaensis
Lineage: Eukaryota; Metazoa; Nematoda; Chromadorea; Rhabditida; Aphelenchoididae
Source: the annotation of a GenBank genome assembly
AUGCGGUUUGUGAGUCUUUGCGCUCUUGUCGUCGCUGUAAAUGUUUGUUGUAGUGAAGAUGGUGGAAAGUCGAUGAAAGCUUUGAAGAAACAGGUAGCGUAGAUAAGGAAUCUUUUUUUUAUGUAAACGCAACUUAAUUCGUGAUUCUUUUAAUAUUUAUAAAAUAUCACAUGACAUUAUUACAGCUGAAUGAGAUAAAAGAUAUUGUCGAUCUAAAGUUGAAUCAGCUGAAAGUCCUUCGAAACGAAUUACGAUCUCUAAAUCAAGAAUUGAAAUUAAACGAUGAAAAGAUAAGAUACGGUAAUGGGACGGCGAAUAAUUUAAAUAAUGGUGGAUUCAAGAAGAGAGUCAGAAAUAAGUUGAGAGGGAUUCAGAAGAAGCUGGGCAGACUCGAAAGGUCUUUUAGGAAACAUCGGAAGGUCGUUAAAGAUGUGAAGCCUACUACUGAAAUCGCUUCGGUACUGCCGACUCCUGAUAUCGUAGGUUCUGCCGAAUAGUUAUGGUCCUAUUAUUGCUUUUCAUAACAUAACUCUCAAUAACUAUUUGUUUUUAUUGUAUCCAUCGUCUCUUAACAUUUUCAUUUACUCAGAUUGAAGCGUUUGAGGCCCAGCGUAACAGAUCCCGUCCAGGAGAACAUGACAGUCCAUGUAAUUCUCAUAAUGAAUGCAAACCAGGUAAAGCGGUCCUGCGAUAUAACGUGUACCUUCAGGGCAUUGCUGUCACAAAAAAGACAAUGGAAACAAAUGUGUGAAGCAUGGAUUCAAGAUUGGCGAGGGAUGUCAAGACUCGUGUUCCUGUGAAACCCAUCUCAUAUGUUUUAAACCGAACAAAGGGAACACCAAGGUAAAAACAAUUUCUGUACUUUUAUCUCACUGUUUAUACUGAUAUGAUUAUAUAUGGUAUUAAAAAUGGUACCUUGUACGCUCAUGGAUGCUUAACGUCAUCAAAUUCCAGGCGUACUGCAAAGAAGCACGUGCCGAUGACUUCAUGCGAGGCAACUACCGAAACAAUAAGACAUCAACUUUUAGUGAUUAA